Molecule: messenger RNA, 1613 nt
Organism: Pseudoliparis swirei
Lineage: Eukaryota; Metazoa; Chordata; Actinopteri; Perciformes; Liparidae
Gene: mat2al
Product: methionine adenosyltransferase II, alpha-like
Exons: 9
Coding region: 155-1327 (390 amino acids)
Biological process (GO): S-adenosylmethionine biosynthetic process
Cellular component (GO): methionine adenosyltransferase complex; cytosol
Molecular function (GO): ATP binding; methionine adenosyltransferase activity
Source: RefSeq, a predicted model, not a curated record
CAACACCGGUGAAAUGUUAAAGUUGUCCCCCAUACUUGUCAUUUUAACCCGCCUGUCGUAAAUCGGCGUUACGUCUAACGUAAAUUGCCGAAGUGCGACGGAACCGUUAAAUUACAUUACAUUCGUGUUUCCAGCACCGACCGACAAACUCAAGAUGAACCCGAGCGGAGUGCGUCAAAGCGGGAAGACUUUCCUGUUCACGUCCGAGUCCGUCGGAGAAGGACACUCGGAUAAAAUGUGUGAUCAGAUCAGUGAUGCUGUGCUCGACGCAUACCUGAGUCAAGACCCCGACUCUAAGGUGGCCUGUGAAUGUGUGGCGAAGACGGGAAUGAUUUUACUGGUUGGAGAAGUGACGUCUAAGGCCAUCGUGGAUCUCCAGUCAGUGGUCCGAAAUACCGUCAAGAAGAUCGGCUACGACGACUCUUCAAAAGGAUUUGACUAUAAGACCUGCAACGUGCUGGUGGCGCUGGAGCCGCAGUGCUUGGAGAUAUCGGACUGUGUGUUUGAAGGCAGGGAUCAGGAGAACAUCGGGGCAGGAGACCAGGGUUUGAUGUUUGGCUAUGCAACCGAUGAGACCGAGGAGAGCAUGCCGCUCACCAUCCUCCUGGCUCACAAGCUCAACUACAGGAUCCGAGAGCUGGGGAUCAGCGGAGAGUGUCCUUGGAUACGACCGGACUCCAAAUCACAAGUCACCGUGGAGUACCGAGACAACUCCGGAGCCAUGGAGCCUCUGCGAGUUCACACCGUGGUCAUCUCGGUGCAGCACAUCCCGGACAUCACCCUGGAGGAGAUCCGACGCAACCUGAUGGAGAAGGUGGUGAAGGUGGUCAUUCCCGCCAAGUACCUGGACGACAAGACCAUCUACCAUCUCCUGCCGAGCGGGAAGUUCCUUAUGGGCGGCCCACAGAGCGAUGCAGGACUCACGGGGCGUAAAAUCAUCGUGGACACGUACGGAGGAUGGGGGGGUCACGGAGGAGGGGCUUUCUCCGGAAAAGACUACUCCAAAGUGGAUCGGUCCGGAGCGUACGCGGCACGCUGGGUCGCCAAGUCUUUGGUCAAAGCCGGACUGUGCCGGAGAGUCCUCGUUCAGAUCUCCUACGCCAUCGGCGUGAGCCGGCCCCUCUCCAUCUCCGUAUUUCACUACGGCUCAUCGAACCGGGACGAAGACGAGCUGCUGCAGAUAGUGCAGAAUAACUUCGACCUGAGGCCCGGGGUCAUCGUGAAAGAGCUGGGGUUGAAGAGGCCGAUCUACCAGGCCACCGCCUGCUACGGUCACUUUGGCCGAGAGGAGUUCCCCUGGGAAAAACCAAAGUCUCUGGUGUUUUGAGUUCACAUCCUACUGAUAAUCAAAUAUCAAUUUCUCCAAAUACUGAGCUGAAAACAUAAAUGUCUUCUACUCUUUGACCAUAAACUGUUAUGGCAGGGGCCGUUGUUGAAGAAUUAUGUGGGUUACCUUUAUUAGUAAAAAAAAAAAGGAUGAAAUAAUGAUCAUGCAGUGAAUGUGAUUUUCUUUUUUUGAAUAUCGUAGAUGAAUUGUCAGAUAUUGUCGAAUGUAUUUUUUAAAAUCAUGCAUUUUGGUUAAAAUUUGGUGAUUAAAAUGCAACGUGAACCUC